Molecule: messenger RNA, 1047 nt
Organism: Colletotrichum higginsianum IMI 349063
Lineage: Eukaryota; Fungi; Ascomycota; Sordariomycetes; Glomerellales; Glomerellaceae
Product: Zinc-binding dehydrogenase
Exons: 3
Coding region: 1-1047 (348 amino acids)
Molecular function (GO): oxidoreductase activity, acting on the CH-CH group of donors, NAD or NADP as acceptor
Source: RefSeq, a predicted model, not a curated record
AUGGCGCAACAGAACCUCUCCAUUGUCCUCGCCGAGCGUCCCACGGCCGAGAUCAUCCCCGGCCAGACUUUCAAGUCGGAGCAGAAGCCCAUCCCCAAGGCUGAGGACCUCAAGGAUGGCCAGAUCCUCAUCGAGAACUGGUACCUCUCGCUCGACCCCGCCAUGCGCGGAUGGUUGAACGACCGCCGCUCCUACAUCCCUCCCGUCCAGAUCGGCGAAGUCAUGCGCGGCGCCACCGUCGGCCGCGUGCUCGCGUCCAAGUCGCCCAAGGCCAAGGAGGGCGACGUGCUGCCGACGUUCGGCGGCUGGUCCGAGUACAGCGUCGUCGACGACGCGCGCGUCGAGCCCGUCUCGUCGUUCCCCAACGUCUCGCAGCCGGUCGACUACCUCUCGGGCAUCGGCAUGACGGCGCUGACGGCCUACUUCGGCAUGCUGCGCGUCGGCGACCCGCAGCCCGGCGAGACCGUCGUCGUCUCGGGCGCGGCGGGCGCCACGGGCAGCGUGGCGGGCCAGAUCGCCAAGCUCAAGGGCGCGCGCGUCGUCGGCCUCGCCGGGUCCGACGACAAGUGCCGCUGGCUGACGGAGGAGCUCGGCUUCGACGUCGCGCUCAACUACAAGGACCCGGAGUUCCGCCAAAAGUUCAAGGAGGCGACGCCCGACUUCAUCAACGUCUACUUUGACAACGUCGGCGGCGAGAUCCUCGACCUGGCCCUCGCCCGCGCCAAGGAGUUCUCGCGCUUCGUCAUGUGCGGCGGCAUCAGCCAGUACAACUCGGCCACGCCCCAGGGACCCAAGAACUACGCCAACAUCAUCACGAUGCGCAUCAAGAUGCAGGGCUUCAUCGUCUUCGACUACGCCAAGGAGUACGCGCAGGCGCGCAAGGAGCUCGCGCAGUGGCUCGACGAGGGCAAGAUCAAGCGCAAGGAGACCAUCGUCAAGGGCGGCCUCAAGGCGGCGGAGCAGGCGCUCGUCGACCUGUACAAGGGCAUCAACACGGGCAAGCUGAUUGUCGAGAUCAAGAACCCCAAGGACGCGGCCAAGCUGUGA